AUGGGCAUCCGCCACAUGUCGCCGGAGAAUAUGUUUUCCGGCGGGAAGACCGGGCUUGCUCUAAAUACAUCGACAGAUUCUAAAGCGAAAGCUGCCAUACCUCUCCGGAAACAACCUUCGGUAGCCGACCACACUGCAACCGCAGAGAAACUCGAGAGCUGGAAAUCACCUCCUACCCCGGCUGAAGAAGAAUGGGGGCCGCUAUCUAGGGUUUUUAGAUUUGCACGCUACCCCCAUUGGGGUGUUUCAGAGCUCCAAAUUGUAAGACCCAAGGCUGAUCUGAAAUCCCUUUCACAUGAGACCCAUAAAGCCAAUAAACAUUGGAUUUCAUCAUUAAGUGAAAUAAAGGAUUUGAGCAAAUCUUUGGGCCCGUUAGCUGCAUGCCUUUGCCCUUGUUCACUGACUGCAGCAGCAUCACACGCUUCUCUUAGCAGAGAACAGGCAGCUAAGAGUCAGGAGGAACAUGAUUUGGAAUUGGGGCCUCUUCUGCCAUACGCACACCUGCAGUCAAAAUUGAGAAGGUUUGAUUGCGUAAGGACUCACUUUCUGGAGCAUAGGACAUGGGCUUCUUUAGUUUGUUGGACUAGUGACUGCAGCAAGUUGACACCCAUUAGCAUGCACUUCGAUUUCAGAAUGACAUCAUAUUUGAUACACCAUCACUCUUUUCCACAUAGUCAAUCCCGUGCUCCUAAAUACAGGUCACUUGGAAAAAAGUAUGCAACUCAGUACCAAACGUGGGAAUCUCUUUGGUUGUUUGUUGGGUUUACAUAUUCGUGCAUCCUGAGGCUCUAUUCAGGUCGGAGGAACCUGAAUCUUGGAAGGUUGACAUGUAUGCUAAGAACAGGGAGAUUGAGUAUGACCAUCGGCCAUCAGUUGUUUGAGAUGUGCCUGGGGAAAUUGUUGCCUGUUCCACUACUAUGGUAUCAGGGUAUAUGAAAUGUGGAAGAGCUGAAGAUGUUGAGGAAAUAUUUAACACAGUGAUUGAGAGGGACGUGGUAGUGGGGGAUGCAAUCAUUGAGGAAUAUAGUUUGCUGCUUGAAAAAUGCUAGCGGAGCAGUUGGUGCUUUUUUUGAGAUGCAGCAUGCCGGUUUGAACUAAAAGCUGCUGCAUUCUUCUCUCCAUUCUAUGUGAAUCUUUCUCCACGUGAUUUCUCAACAUUGAAUAUUUUGAACGUCGGAAAACACCGACUUGGAGCACUGGGUUAACCACUAAAAACAAUCAAGAUUUACAAGUCCGGUUACCACAGAAGAAAUAGUCGAGACAGGCUUCUAGAUUAUCUUGUUGAAACUGGCUUCCGAUGAUGCUGCAUCAGGCGGGUCGUCGAAGAACCAAUGGCGGAUUUAGAACACGAACGGAGGCAGUGCAAAUGGUGGCGUGCUCAUUGCGGUAGAAGAAGCAGGGUGCCUGUGAACCAUAAACUGUAGCAUGUAAGUGUUUAGCACAAACAAGUCGAUCAUCUACAUACAAAUACAGAAGCUGACUGUGGCCAACGGAAGAUUCAUAUGAUCAUUUUACUUUGAAUUUGAAAGACCACUUUACGAACAUUCUUUAAUCUUGGAUUGAGAUGGCGAAA
Nymphaea colorata (pocket water lily) is the source of this 1573-nucleotide messenger RNA. RefSeq lists its product as uncharacterized. The record is from RefSeq and is a predicted model, not a curated record. The transcript is spliced from 7 exons. NCBI's taxonomy places the organism in Eukaryota, Viridiplantae, Streptophyta, Magnoliopsida, Nymphaeales, Nymphaeaceae. Bases 1 to 936 code for a protein of 311 amino acids.